Molecule: messenger RNA, 618 nt
Organism: Cryptosporidium ubiquitum
Lineage: Eukaryota; Apicomplexa; Conoidasida; Eucoccidiorida; Cryptosporidiidae
Exons: 1
Coding region: 1-618 (205 amino acids)
Source: RefSeq, a predicted model, not a curated record
AUGAAGCAUAUAAGAAAUUUAUUGUUAAUAUUCGCCCUUAUUAACUCAGUUUGCUAUUCGAAGAAAGCCCCCAAAUUAGAGGACGAAAUUUAUAUAGACUCUUUAGACAAGAAUUUAUCCGAAAGUGAAAAGGAAAAAAAAAUGGAAAUUUGUUUUGAACUAACUCAAAAAGAAUUGAUAGAGAAACGUGAAUUUUAUCAGAAGAUAGCAGCUUCAAUAAAAGAUCAAGAAUCAAUAACUCCAGAUGAUGCAAUUAGAGCACUUUUCCACCAAAAUCUCGUUACUUGCUACUUCAACUUUGAUAUGCAAGAUAUGAAUUCUGUUAUUAAUGGAAAGGCGUCAAAAGAAAGUAUAAUGAAAAUCUUCAGUGCUAAUAAAAAUACCCCACUAAAAUUUUCAUCAUAUCAAUUAAAAAUUCUUGAACGUGUCAUUUCACAAAAAACAAAAAAUACAAGUGAAAAAACUUCCAGAAAAAUUGUAAAGCAAUUAAGUGGGUUUUAUGGAUAUUUAUAUUUUGUUUUCGCACUACUUGUAAUUGUGCUUUCAUUUUAUUUUGCCCUAAAUCGUCUGAAUAAAAGCAUUAAAGGCGCUACAAAGAAAAAAAUUAAGAAUAAUUAG